AUGGUAGAUCAAGAUCUAUUGGGAUCUCUUGCUAGAGCAUGGAUAACAAGAAAACGUUAUGCAAAACUAUUAAUUCAAAAUGAAAACAGAGAUAAAGUAGCAAAGGAAAUUUUAGAUACAGAGAUCAUUUAUGUGAGAAAUUUGGAAGUCAUUGUACAGUAUUAUUUAAAACCAUUGCGUGCUAUCCAACCACCAUUGGUUUCAGUAAAGACAUUACAACAGGUGUUUGGACAUAUUGAAGAUUUGCUGACUGUGAAUAGAGAGUUGUUGAAUUCGAUUCAGGAUCGUAUGACAACAUGGUACUCCAACAAGAAGAUGGGUGAUAUCUUCUUGAAGUUGGCACCCUACUUGAAGAUGUACACAGAGUAUUGCUCCAACUAUGACAGAGCCAUUUCGAAACUCAAAGAAAAGUCGACAGAGUCAAAGGAUUUCGGAUUGUUUCUCAAGAAGAUCAGUGUGGAAUCGGCGUUUGGAUUGGAUCUGACAUCGCUCUUGAUCAUGCCAGUGCAGCGUAUCCCUCGUUACAAGCUGCUACUUCAAAGUCUUAUACAUCUGACUCCAAAGGAGUUCAGCGACUACAAAGUCAUCGAGGAGGCACUUGCCAAAGUCUCAGAGGUGGCCGAUCACAUCAACGAGAGUAUACGUGAGAAACAAAACUCAGAGAAGAUUCUGAGUAUUCAAAGAAGAUUCACUGGUUAUGUACCUCCAUUACUAGCACCACUUAGAACAUUUAUUAGAGAAGGAUAUUUAACAAAAGUUUGUAGAAAAGAACCAAAGAAACGUUGGUUCAUUUUGUUUAGUGAUGCUUUAGUGUAUGGAACCAAAACAGAGACAACUGUUGCCAAUCCAAUUUAUAAAUUUCAUAGAUUAUUGCCAUUGGCAAAUUCUAAACUUGUUAAUUUAGAUGAUAAAGAUUCAAAAUAUAAAAAUUCAUUCCAAAUCAUUCAUACAACUAAAUCAUUUACAGUGUUCGCCGACAAUGAACAGGAAAAGGCAUCUUGGAUACAAUCUAUUGAAAGUCAACUCAAGUUUUUAUCACAGAAUGAAGGUUCCGUUGCGAGAAUGAACAGACAAUACAGUAAAGAAGAAAAAGAUAAAGCUUCAACAGCACCUGUUUGGAUUCCAGAUAGUGAGGCACUACAAUGUAUGGAAUGUAGUAUUAAGUUCACUACUAUAAGAAGAAGACAUCAUUGUAGAAGAUGUGGAAAUGUAGUUUGUGGAAAGUGUUCCGAUCAAUCAUUUAAACUCGAUAAUCAUAGUAAGCCGGUAAGAGUUUGUAAAUCAUGUUUCUCUUAUUUGACUGUAGCCAAUUCAAGAAAAGAAGAAUCACCUAUGAAUGGCUCCAAUCAAGAUUCACUGGAGAGUUUGUCUGUUGAAUCAGUGCUAUCCACUAUGAACUCGAAUGUAUCAACAUCCGCUGCCGCUGCUGCCGCCGACCACACAGAUACCUACAGCGAUAACAGCGACAAUGAAGAUCGUCUCAUCAGUGACUCACUCUCUGAGAUUCCAAAUAUCACUUUGCCAGCAUUACCAGGCCAGGAUGCCGACUCAACACGUUCACUCUCACCAUACUCUGGUUCACUUUCAUUUUCACAUCUUCCACCUAUCCCCGCAACAUCAACAACAACAACCACAAAUCAUUCUUCAAGUUUGAGUCAACUCCCACCGAUUCCCAUUGCUUCACCAAAUAGCAGUUCCAACACAUUACCACCACUUCCCUCGAAUACUUUACACCCAACAUCACCCAAACCAGCACUCACUCAGCAAAACUCAUUGCUAUCUUUUUGUAAUUUUGUUCUCCAUGCCAAUCCCAACGUUGAGGUGGCUGGAACAAAGAAACCAGCUACACCAUCAUCACCAGAACUUACACCAUCGAUAUCGAAAUCGACAUCCACUGAAGAAUUCACACUGCCAAAUAUCAAAUCCAUACCACUUCCAGCCACAUCCGAACCAGAAAUACAACUUCCCACCAUUAUCAAUCACAAUCCACAGCCAAUCAGCGGAUCAUCGUCGCUCUCCCAACAAAACAUAAAUGCUGCACCAAAGAAGCCAGAAUCAAAAAGAUUCACCUAUGCUUUUCCUACUAAUCCUGUGCCAACUGACAAUACACCACCCAACAGACUACAAAACGGAUCCAACAUUACCGUUGGUCUCAAACAAAACCCAUCCACAACUCCUCCACUUUCAUCAACUCCACCCAUUUCUCCAAACUUAACUCCAUCUUCCCCACCAAAUACAUCCACCAAUCAUAAACCAGCAGUUCCAUCUAAAUCAUUACCACCCACACCACCAAAGAAAACGCUACCACCAAUUCCACCAACACCAGCGGCAUCAGCAUCACCUGCAACCUCUGCAGCUCCCGAGAAAUCGACCACAACUCCUUCACUUAUCCAAGGUGUUUAUUUUGUACCAAGCGCAUCUACACCCGCUGCUAGUGCUGGCAACGGAACUCCACCAGCUCCGCCACCAAAAAGAGUUUCUCACAAACCACCAGCUACCCAAACAUCUGCGCCUCCCUUGCCACCAAAGAGAGGAGCAGCUCAAGUCAAUUAA
Molecule: messenger RNA, 2553 nt
Organism: Heterostelium album PN500
Lineage: Eukaryota; Evosea; Eumycetozoa; Acytosteliales; Acytosteliaceae
Product: pleckstrin domain-containing protein
Exons: 7
Coding region: 1-2553 (850 amino acids)
Molecular function (GO): guanyl-nucleotide exchange factor activity; metal ion binding
Source: RefSeq, a predicted model, not a curated record